AGCAAGGUUAAUAAGUGAAGGAUAUUUUUACUUUUAUGGUUACUAUUAUGUGAAGAAGAUCUCUUUCGAGCACCUAAACUUUAAACCUUAAAACAUCAAAGCUCUCUGUCAAGAACUAUUCCAAGUGACAUUUACAUUGACCCCUUAUAGCUAAAGUGACCUCACUGUUUACUUUCCAUCUUUUAAUCUCUGAUUUUGCACUCCCACAAAAUAGAAUCUUUGCAGGUAAUACUGAUAAAACGCCCAACACCCGAAAGAAAAAGAGAAAAAAGUGGAAAAGCAACAACUAAACGCGUUCAUAUGCUUAUGGUCCAGAACAAACGAUAUUCAUGCUGCCAACAUCAAAUAUAACAGACAAGGGCAAGUUUAAACCAGACACAAACCAGCAUGUAGUUACAUAAAAAAGACAAGGAGAUGUUUAAACUGAACAUAACCAUUUUACCUCUAAUCCUAACCUUAAAUGCCUAUAGUCCAGAUGGGUCCAACAAUAGAUGACCCACCUAGGGUUGCAGGAAGAGGAAUCCAAUAGUCUACAUCCACAAAGGACCUUUGUCCGUUUCUAGAGAUAUAUUAUAAAGUUAGAUGAGAAGACCAUGCGUAAAUUAUGAUUUUCCAGCUCUCUUCUUCAUUGUACUAUAUGUCUACAGUUGCACUGGUCAAUAAGGAUCACCUUAAUUACCAAGAAGGACAUCGAUGUUAAAAUCAAGGUCCCCAGUUUGAAUAAGAAAUUCGAAUUAAACGUCAAAUAGUAAAAGCGGAAGUACAAUAUACAGCUCCAAUCUUGUACCAACUAUUAAGUGUAUCAGAAGAAACCAAAAACCACAAAAGGCCUAUGAAAUAAUUAUAAGAAAUUUUUCACUUCUUGUAAUUCCAAUCUAAAACCCUUUACUCUAUUUUAUUUUAUUUUCUUUUUUGGGGGAGCAAGCACAUCACGUAAUCGUGUACUUAUUCCACCAGAGAAGCAUACAAGGACACAGUGGUCCAUCUCCCGACUUUUCUUCCCCUUUUUAAACACUUCAAAAAACAUUAACCACAAGCCCAUCCCUCAACAUUACAUAGUCCUAACCAGAACUUUACCCCCAUCUUCUCAAGGCUACAACUUCAAGCUAUACCAGAAAAUGGAGGGUCAGAGAACACAAAGACGAGGUUACUUGAAAUCCAAGGCUACAGUCUCCAACCUUGAUGAAGAAGAAAUGGAGAAUGGCAUGGAUGGAGAAGCAGAAGAUGGGGGAGAAGAAGACCAAAAGAAGAGAAUGAUGGAGAGAGUUAGAGGUCCUAGCACCGACCGUGUUCCAUCUCGACUGUGCCAAGUCGAUAGGUGCACUGCUAAUUUGACUGAGGCCAAGCAGUAUUACCGCAGACACAGAGUCUGUGAAGUUCAUGCAAAGGCAUCUGCUGCAACUGUUACAGGCGUCAGGCAACGCUUUUGCCAACAAUGCAGCAGGUUUCAUGAGCUACCAGAGUUUGAUGAAGCUAAAAGAAGUUGCAGGAGGCGCUUAGCUGGACACAAUGAGAGGAGGAGGAAGAUUUCUGGGGACAUUUAUGGAGAAGGGUCAGGCCGGAGAGGGUUUAGUGGUCAACUGAUCCAGACUCAAGAAAAAAACAGGGUAGAGAUGAAACUUCCUAUGACCAACUCAUCAUUCAAGCGACCACAAAUCAGAUAAACCUUCCCGCUCCCUCUCUUCUGUCAUCUACAUAUGCUCUAUCUACACUCUUGUUAUCCAAAUAAUGGCAUCAACCAUGUCAAGAAGAGCGAGUCAUGGUAUUGAAUCCUACACUCAUAUAUAACUAUAAACCUUUGGUUGCCUCUAUGGUGUCCUGUAAUGGAUUUCUAUCCGCAAAUCUAAAAGUCCUUGGCUUACUCAUGCGUCUAAUAAUGUUUAGUGAUCGUGUUUCGUGUAUGUUUAUAUAUGCAAUGUUUUUUUUACUCUCAAAGUCUUAACUUGACCCUGUAUAUGCGUAAUGCAAAUUAAAAAGGCUUAUAA
Molecule: messenger RNA, 1985 nt
Organism: Capsella rubella
Lineage: Eukaryota; Viridiplantae; Streptophyta; Magnoliopsida; Brassicales; Brassicaceae
Product: squamosa promoter-binding-like protein 5
Exons: 2
Coding region: 1119-1664 (181 amino acids)
Cellular component (GO): nucleus
Molecular function (GO): DNA binding
Source: RefSeq, a predicted model, not a curated record